Fusarium keratoplasticum is the source of this 1362-nucleotide messenger RNA. RefSeq names its product Brix domain-containing protein. Gene Ontology annotation, molecular function: rRNA binding. NCBI's taxonomy places the organism in Eukaryota, Fungi, Ascomycota, Sordariomycetes, Hypocreales, Nectriaceae. The coding region runs from base 1 to 1362 and encodes 453 amino acids. Gene Ontology annotation, biological process: ribosomal large subunit assembly; rRNA processing. Gene Ontology annotation, cellular component: preribosome, large subunit precursor. The transcript has 2 exons. The record is from RefSeq and is a predicted model, not a curated record.
AUGGCUCGUAAACGAACAAAGAAGAGAACCCACGUGGGGGCGAACAACCCCGAGGUCGACGCCCCCGGCCAUGCCUCGGCACGCGACCCCAAGUCCAUGGUGAUUCGAAUUGGCGCUGGCGAGGUCGGUUCCAGCGUUAGCCAGCUUGCGGCCGACGUGCGAAAAGUCAUGGAGCCUGGUACUGCUAGUCGAUUGAGGGAGCGGAGAGGAAACCGAUUGAAGGAUUAUGCCGUCAUGUGUGGUCCAUUGGGAGUUACUCACCUGCUCCUGUUUUCGCGGUCAGAGAGCGGCAACACCAACCUUCGAGUUGCCUUGACGCCUCGAGGUCCUACCAUGAACUUUCGCGUGGAAAAGUACUCGCUGUGCAAGGAUGUGCAGCGAGCGCAGAAGCACCCCAAGGGUGGCGGCAAGGAGUUUAUCACUCCUCCUCUGUUAGUCAUGAACAACUUUAGCCGUCCCGACUCGGAUGCCAAGUCAAAAGUUCCUAAGCACCUCGAAUCCCUCGCUACGACCGUAUUCCAGUCCCUCUUCCCUCCCAUCAACCCCCAAGCUACACCUCUCAAGUCGAUCCGACGAGUAUUGCUCCUGAACCGCGAACAAUCAGAGGAGGACGAUGGCAGUUUUAUCCUCAACUUCCGACACUAUGCUAUUACAACAAAGUCGACAACGGUCUCGAAGCCCCUGCGAAGACUUAACGCCGCCGAGCAGUUUGUGUCUUCAAAGACCAGCCGAAAAGGCAAGAUGCCCAAUCUUGGAAAGCUAGAGGAUGUCGCCGACUUUUUGAUCGGAGGCGAGAAUGGAGAGGGUUACAUGACGGAUGCGACGAGCGGUAGCGAAAUGGAUACAGACGCCGAGGUCGAGAUCUUGGACUCUACAACCCGAAAGGUCUUGUCUGCCAAGGCCAGGCAACAAGCCGCUCAGGCUGAGGCUGAGGCCGGCGUCGAGGAGGAGAAUGUGGAGCGCCGUGCUGUGAAGCUGGUUGAGCUGGGUCCUCGCAUGCGCCUACGCCUUACCAAGGUGGAAGAGGGUCUAUGCUCAGGCAAGGUCAUGUGGCACGAGUAUGUACACAAGUCCAAGGAGGAGAUCAAGGAGCUAGAGAAGCGAUGGGAGAAGAGACGGCAAGAGAAGGAGGCGCGAAAGAAGGAGCAAAAGGCCAACGUGGAGCGCAAAAAGGCUGCCAAGGCCAAGAACGGUAACAAGGAUGAUGAAGAUGACGAGGAUGAGUUCGAGUACGAUAGCGACAUGGAUGUCGACGAGUUUGACAGUGAAGGCUUGGCUGGGGAUGCCGAGUACAAGGUCAAUGAGAAGAUGGAGGAGGACGGUGAAUGGGAGGAUGAGGAGGAGGAGAUUGCCAACAGCUGA